AUGUUGGUUUGUAUCAACAAAUUCAUCUCCAACUUCUAUACUAUUUCUCGAAGACUUUCUCCCGUCUUUCACCCCGAGCAUCCUGAUAUGGCGGACGACAAAGGUGCUAGUACGCCGGAUGUCCAGCUAGCCCCAGAGCAAGAAAAGGCUGGAGAGAUCAUUGACUCGCGAGGCCGAGACAGUGGAAAAGAUGUUGCUGCGCAGUUCCUCGCCCAAUUGGAUCCAACUAUCGCAGCAGAGCCCAUCUCCGAGCAUGAAGCCCGACGCGUGCUAUGGAAGAUCGAUCUCAUCCUCAUCCCCCUCAUCAUGGUGACGGUAGUCUUGGCUGCCAUCGAUAAAGUUAUCAUCUCCAAUGCGGCUAUCUACGGCAUGAAAAAGGAUACUCAUUUAUCGGGAAACCAGUACUCAUGGGUUGGUUCGAUAUUCUAUUUCGGCUACCUCGCAUUCGAGUACCCUGCCGCGCUUCUCAUUCAACGUCUUCCAGUCGCCAAGCUCUACGUGGGAAUGGUUGCAGGAUGGGCGGUAAUGAUGCUCUGUACAGCUGCGACACAGAACUUUGCCGGUUUGGCCGCCGUGCGGUUCAUAAUGGGCAUGCUGGAAGCCUCCGUUUUCCCCAUCUCGAGUAUCUUGACCGUGAUGUGGUGGAAGACAAGCGAACAGCCACUCCGAGUCGCUUUCUGGUUUAACCAGCUAUCGUCGGUGUUCUCCGGUUUGGUCAGCUAUGGUAUUGGCCAAACGCACACAACUCUUGCCCCUUGGCGACUCCUGUUCUUGGUACUAGGAGGCUUUUCCCUCAUCUGGGCAGUCGUUUUAUACAUUUUCCUACCCGACUCUCCCGUGCAAUGCUGGUACUUCUCUGAUCGCGAGAAAUUCGUCUGCCUCGAGCGUGUCAAGGACAACAACACUGGAAUGGAAGACAAGACCAUAAAGUGGUAUCAAGUACGCGAGUGUCUCAUGGAUCCCAAGACAUGGUUGCUCGCAUUGUUCUCAUUGGCACAGAACAUUCCGAAUGGCGGCUUGGUCACCUUCUCCGCAAUUAUCGUGACGGGACUGGGAUAUUCCUCACUUGUCACCACUGUAUUGGGUAUUCCAACUGGUGUUCUGGCAACGGUCUGGCAAAUUAUGCUUGGAUUUAUCGCCGCUAAUGUGAAAAACUCUCGAUGUGCCAUCAUUGCCAUCGCUGACAUUGUCCCCAUGAUAUGUGCCAUUCUUAUGUGGAAAUUGCCGCGCGACAACCAGCAUGGACUGUUAGCUGCAUACUACGUCUUUUACACAUACUGGGCUCCCUAUGUGUUGUCUACAUCACUUCCAAUGGCCAACACUAGCGGCCAUUCCAAGAAACUGACUAUGAACGCUAUCUUUUUCCUGGCUUAUUGCACCGGCAACAUUAUUGGCCCCCAGGUCUUCCGGGCCAAUGACGCUCCAACUUAUUCGAGAGGGUACGAGGCGUUACUCGCGUGUCUAGUCGUGGCGAUUGCCUCAAUCGUUGCCUAUGGAUUCCUUUGUCGGCGGGAGAACCACCGCCGCGAUCAGAAGGAGGGUCCACAGUUGGAUGCGGAGCCAUCUGAGGCAGCUGCGUUUUCGGACUUGACAGAUCAUGAGAAGCGGGCGUUUAGAUAUACGUACUAG
Penicillium cataractarum is the source of this 1629-nucleotide messenger RNA. RefSeq names its product Major facilitator superfamily domain general substrate transporter. The coding region runs from base 1 to 1629 and encodes 542 amino acids. Gene Ontology annotation, molecular function: transmembrane transporter activity. NCBI's taxonomy places the organism in Eukaryota, Fungi, Ascomycota, Eurotiomycetes, Eurotiales, Aspergillaceae. Gene Ontology annotation, cellular component: membrane. Gene Ontology annotation, biological process: transmembrane transport. The transcript has a single exon. The record is from RefSeq and is a predicted model, not a curated record.